Messenger RNA from Pecten maximus, 960 nucleotides. Its product is annotated as ubiquitin-conjugating enzyme E2 4-like. The transcript has 5 exons. The coding region runs from base 9 to 560 and encodes 183 amino acids. Lineage: Eukaryota; Metazoa; Mollusca; Bivalvia; Pectinida; Pectinidae. The record is from RefSeq and is a predicted model, not a curated record.
UAUACACAAUGAUAUUUAUUAAUUACGUCAUUGUACAAAAUAGCAACUCGGCAUUUACAUCGAAACAGAAAGUAGGAUAUACCCGAAACAAUAUGGCCGGACUACAGCAGCAAUACACGAAAAGGUUACAUAAAGAAUUUGUCCAACUCCAGAAGAGUCAGCCCUGUGGUAUCCAAGUGACCCUUGUAUCCGACAACCUUCACAUGUGGCGGGCUGUCAUCCCAGGCCCUGAGGAAUCCGACUACUCGGGAGGAAGCUUCACAGCCUGUGUUUACAUACCGGACAACUAUCCACUGGAGCCACCCACGAUCAACUUUGACACAGACAACAUCCCAUACCACCUGAAUGUAGACCAGAAACACGGACAGGUGUGCCUUGGUUUCUUGUCGAAGGAUGACUGGUCUCCUGCAUCGAGGUCCAUGGAGCAGAUCAUCAAUGCUCUCUUUUCCCUGCUUGGACGACCAGAGCCAGAAAACUCCAUGGACCACGAGCUACUGAACGAGUACACGCAUUUCAGGGGAAAUUAUGUCAGGAAGGCGAAGGAGAGUGUGAAGCGUUGAAGUCUUUUUACAAUGACAGUUAUUUUUUGUAAUUAUUUCACUAUUUAACGACUUCAACUAAAUUUCUUAAUGUUAAUGCAUUUCUGAAUAGUGCUAAAAUAUCACAGUAACUGGUAUUAAUUAAGGCUCACAGUUUACUUAUUUGCAACUUUUAUUUUCUCUUUGCAAAUAGUUUAGAUGGACACUUUCACGGGUACCCCAGUACAGGAGGUACUAGUCGUUUAGUGAUCGGUCUAUAGCUGUCCGUCAAGCUGUUAACAUAACACAUACAUUGAUUAUAUUGCAUUACAAUGAAUAAAUGUAUAUUUGUUGGACUCCAACCUAGAUAACUGUAUACAUUUCGGGUAUCUGCAUGUGCUUCAACUUUUCUUUUGUAAUUAAACUGUAUUCGCAAUCAUGA